This is a messenger RNA of Lynx canadensis (Canada lynx), 2322 nucleotides long. RefSeq names its product TATA-box binding protein associated factor 7 (gene TAF7). The transcript has a single exon. Gene Ontology annotation, molecular function: RNA polymerase II general transcription initiation factor activity. Bases 742 to 1791 code for a protein of 349 amino acids. Lineage: Eukaryota; Metazoa; Chordata; Mammalia; Carnivora; Felidae. Gene Ontology annotation, cellular component: transcription factor TFIID complex. The record is from RefSeq and is a predicted model, not a curated record. Gene Ontology annotation, biological process: regulation of transcription by RNA polymerase II; transcription initiation at RNA polymerase II promoter; RNA polymerase II preinitiation complex assembly.
CAGCCGCUUCUCCCGCCCGGCGGGAUGACGUAGUGCUUUCUUUUUCGCUCGGUCUGCCGCUCCGGACCGAGACCUGCCGAGCUGCGGAGCUAUCGCUUCUGGCUCUGCGAGUUGCGGCUCUCAGCGAGAUUUCGCGCUGCCUGCCCUCCGCCAUUCCGUUGCUAAUCGGUACCGGAUCACUUUCCUAAGAGCCGGAAAAAACAGAGGAAUAAAGAGACUGAAUAAGACUCUCGGCGCCCGGCCGUCUUGCUCUGAGUGGCUUCCCCUUCCGUUAGCUCCUGUCCGGAGAAGCUAGGUUUAUAAUCGUCACUGGAUUGUAAGUACCCAAGGCGAAGAGAGCUCACUGCGCCCCGGUUUUUGAAUAUCUUUGUUCCGUGAGAGAGUGUGGAUUGGGACUGUCUGCUGGGCCUUACUUACUGUGUCGAAAAUCAUUCCGCAGAAGCCGCCAUUUGCUUUCCGGCUAGCUAGCUCCCUCUGCAUUGUCCGGCAGCGGCAUCUGGAGGCUGAAACUUGCAUUGCAGCUAAUAGAUUAAAACGCACCUAACUGGUUCUUUGUCACGACAAAUUCAUAUAGACUUGGGCCUUGAUUCAACAUUAAGACAAAAUAGACGCUUAGCUCCUGUUCUGCUUAAAACUCUUUGCACUUAAGAUUUCAGCUCAUAACAAACUGGUCGUUCUAACUGUUGGAACUUUUUAGUGCAACAAGUGAUUGUCAGAAAAGUGAAUCUCAAAGAAGUAAAGAUGAGUAAGAGCAAAGAUGAUGCUCCUCACGAACUAGAGAGCCAGUUUAUCUUACGGCUACCUCCAGAAUAUGCCUCUACUGUGAGGCGGGCAGUACAGUCUGGUCAUGUCAACCUGAAGGACAGACUGACAAUUGAGUUACACCCUGAUGGACGUCAUGGAAUCGUCAGAGUGGACCGGGUCCCAUUGGCCUCAAAAUUGGUAGAUCUUCCGUGUGUUAUGGAAAGUCUGAAAACCAUUGAUAAGAAAACUUUUUACAAGACAGCUGAUAUAUGUCAGAUGCUUGUCUCCACAGUCGAUGGUGAUCUCUAUCCUCCUGUGGAAGAACCAGUUGCUACUACUGAUCCCAAAGCAAGCAAGAAAAAGGAUAAGGACAAAGAGAAAAAGUUUAUAUGGAACCAUGGAAUUACUCUGCCUCUUAAAAAUGUCAGAAAGAGACGGUUCCGGAAGACAGCAAAGAAGAAGUAUAUUGAAUCUCCAGAUGUGGAGAAAGAAGUGAAGCGGUUGCUGAGUACAGAUGCUGAAGCUGUGAGUACUCGUUGGGAAAUAAUUGCUGAAGAUGAAACAAAAGAAACAGAAAAUCAGGGCCUUGAUAUUUCUUCUCCAGGAAUGUCUGGUCACAGGCAGGGCCAUGACUCAUUAGAACAUGAUGAGCUUCGGGAGAUAUUCAAUGACCUCAGCAGCAGCAGUGAAGAUGAAGAUGAGACCCAGCAUCAAGAUGAAGAAGAUAUAAACAUCAUUGACACCGAGGAAGAUUUGGAAAGACAGCUACAGGACAAGUUGAAUGAAUCAGAUGAACAGCACCAAGAAAAUGAGGGAACCAAUCAGCUGGUCAUGGGAAUUCAGAAACAGAUUGAUAAUAUGAAAGGCAAACUCCAAGAGACCCAGGAUAGGGCAAAACGACAGGAGGAUCUCAUUAUGAAAGUCGAAAACCUGGCUCUCAAGAACAGAUUUCAGGCUGUGCUGGAUGAACUCAAACAAAAGGAAGACCGAGAAAAGGAGCAGCUCAGCUCUUUGCAAGAAGAGCUAGAAUCACUCCUAGAGAAGUGAGAAGAGUUCUCAUACUUAAUUUCAUUCCUUAGAUUGCUCACCAUUGAAAGAAUAAUUUUGGCUUCAUCACCUGGACUAGAUGUAACUUUAUAGUAGUUCCCAUUUUCCCCACUGUUUGUUGCUGAAUUUGUCUUACAGACAAAUAUAAAUGUGAAUUGCUAUCUUGUUUGUCAUAACCACUUUGUUAGGUGUUUAUUCUUUAGGAAGUAGGAAUGUGUACACAGAUAAAUGAUUGUAGGAAAAUUGUAGGAUUAGUGGAAUGAACAGUUCAACCUUAGUAAUCACACCUUGACUGCAGGACUUUGCUGCUGUUUCUCAUUUGCCAGAAGUGGCUGUUGCUUCUCUCUAAUGCCAUCUGAGAGCAAUAAGAUACAGAGUCUAGUCUGCAGGCAGUGAAACUAGUUUCAUAUGUUUUCCCAUGCAGUGGUAGCUAUUUUCCCAGCUGCUGAAAGCAUUUGUCCCCAUGUAGAGUUGCAAAUCAUUUCAUAAAGUUGUUUUAACAGUAAAUAAAAGUAACUAAUUUUCACCUCA